AUGGUCGACCACAAGAAGCAUUUUAAGGCCGACCUCACAGACCGCACUGUAUUUUGGGAAAUACUUCGAAGCAAGAGGCGCAAUGAUCACCGACUCACACGCCGAUUAGAGUCCUCUCUAUCUGACCACAAGAGGAGGUGUGUAAGACAGAUUGCUAAACACCAAGCUUUCUACAAUGCCUUCGAUAAGCUAUCACGAAUUCCCGGUCUACGACUAGGCCUAGUGAUUGGUAACCUUCAUAGGCUCAUCACUCUCAAAUGCGACGAGGAAGUUGUGAAUUACCUGGAGCAUAUUUACAACACAUGGCUUUAUCUUGUCGGGAAUGUCGAGUCCAACCUCAAAAAGAUUGAUCCGUUUACCGUUCAGUCUGUAGAGCUCCGGUGCCCCAGAUUUUCGGCAGAAGACGAGCGAGUGCUUCGGAACGCAGUUUUGGACGGCCGUAUCUUCGGGUGUUUCGACGAAUCUGAGCGAAUUGCGACUUGGAAAACUCUUCGUUCCAUUGAGUCUACAAUCCCAUCUCUGUCAACAUUUUUCAACGAUGUCAAAUAUCUUGAGUUGUGUGCAAAGUGGAUGAAGCGCUUGGUUGCUAUACCACACGAUGGGCUCACUGUACAGACCGCAUUGACAAAGGCGUUCAAGCAUUCAAUGAAAGAAGGAAACUUGUACCCAAUUGAGAACUCCAACAUGGAUUUCUCCUAUCGGCCUGUUGAAGCAGACGCCCGUUUCCAGCUCGGAUUGCGGCAAUUAUGGCUUUUUACGAUGAGGAAUUUCCGACAGCUGGGCACCAACCCAGGGUUGCUUCCCAAGCUUGCGGAUCUGGCAUCAAAAUUGGGGUUCGAUACGAGUAAUAUCCGUUCGCUCAAGUCUGUAUCGCCAGAUUUCGAAAUUGCACAGCAAGCAUUGUCGAUGGCCCGCCCAUCGCGAGACUACGAUUACGACGGUCAUGACUUCCAAGCCGUGGCCGACAAGAUUGCACAUACAUUUCCAGACCUGCAGCGCAUUGUUUCAGCUCAGGAGUUACAUGAUUUCUUCACUGAUGAUGCUUCUGGUACGAGGCAGAGCUCUCGGCCAUGGUUAAAUCAGAUGUCCUAUGCGGAGGCCGCCGAGUCGUUGUUUAUUGACGUCAUGGACAAGGAUCUGUGCACAGGUGGCGAAAGACUUGCUUGCCUGUUCAUUUGCAGAUCUAUACACUUGGCUUUUUUUUGUGCUCCUCGUCGGAACAUUCCGCAGCUGCAAGUCACUUCAUUUGACACCGGCACGCUCGACGCCGAGUCACUUUCCUCAGGUGGCUGUCCACCACAAGGUCUUGACCAACCCCAAGAACCAAAAACGAGCCACGAGCAAAUCCUAGCCAAUCAACAGGGAAACCAUCAUACUAAGCAGUCUCCGACACGUAUAGUCACUCUCGAAUUCAUUACGGAGGAGGUGAGAAGAGAAGAGCACGUCUAUCUUGAUACACAAAACCCAAACGAAGCCCUUCGUUUUCAAUCACUUCUGCAAGAAGCUAUGUACAAACAGAAAGUUCUGCCCAUCUCCGUAGGGAGGCAACCUUUGUUAGUUAUGGACUGCUAUAAGGAGGUCGUAGAGAAAGGACUGGAUCGAAUUUUGUUAGUGCAAACAGGCCAUAUAGAUACGAGACUGAUGGAAUAG
This is a messenger RNA of Colletotrichum costaricense, 1650 nucleotides long. RefSeq lists its product as uncharacterized. Lineage: Eukaryota; Fungi; Ascomycota; Sordariomycetes; Glomerellales; Glomerellaceae. The transcript is spliced from 2 exons. The record is from RefSeq and is a predicted model, not a curated record. Bases 1 to 1650 code for a protein of 549 amino acids.